CAUAUGCUGCAGGCGCAGCCCUUAAAAAAACGAAAAAUGCAAAAAAAAAAAAAAAAAAGCAUGGUGAAAUGCCCUAUAAAUAACUGCUAGUUUUUAUUGUUUCUAUUUUACAAAGGUGAGGUUCUCGGAGGAGGAGAAAUGGCUUAGCCCAGGUCGCCGGGUCAGGAAGCGGCUUAGGAAGAUAGUGAUCAUGGUAGGGCAUCGCCUAAGCCCCAGGCCCAGCAUAGAAUAUUCACUCUGGAGAGUUGGGCUAUUCCUGGCAGUCAAAGGGCUGCCUUGUUUUGCCCCUCAGCACAGGAAAUUCCAAGGUGGUUUUUCCAUACUGGCUCCACUGUUUCCGGACAGCAGAGGGGCCGAGGUUCCCCAGCCAACUCUUAAAAAAAAAGAAAAAAGAUGGAAUUGAACGUCUUAGUCUGCCUGUGUGGACCUCUCUUUUGAGGGGGGGUGGCUGUCACUUAGAUUGGGCUGCCCUGGGCCUAUCUGGCCGUUUCCCUGUGCUGGCAACCCUCGCCCUGUCCUUGAAAUGGUCCUGGCGGGGUAGCAGCCUCUAGGUGGGCUGGGUGAAAUUUGGGACUGGUUUAAGGCGGGGACAAGCCCGAGAACACAGGUUUCCUUGUGCCUCUCUCUGGAGAGGGAGGGAGGGCAAGAGGAAACCUCCGACCCCGCUCUCCCUUGGUCACUCUCCCUCGGAGGCCACGAUGGCUCGGUUCUCGGUGUUUCUUGCCGUCAUCUUGCUGUCCACCUUCCCGAGGCCUAGUGUUGGGGGUCGCCCCAUGCCCAGGCUGGCAGACCGGAAGCUGUGUGCCGAUGAGGAAUGCAGCCACCCCAUCUCCAUGGCUGUGGCUGUUCAGGACUACGUGGCCCCCGACUGCCGUUUCCUGACCAUACACAGGGGUCAAGUCGUGUAUGUCUUCUCCAAGCUGAAGGGCCGAGGGCGGCUCUUCUGGGGAGGCAGCGUUCAGGGAGAUUACUAUGGAGACUUUGCUGCACGCCUAGGCUAUUUCCCCAGUAGCGUUGUACGUGAAAACCAGACCCUGAAACCUGGCAAAAUCGUUGUGAAGACAGAUAAAUGGGAUUUCUACUGCCAAUAAGCUCAGUCUACUGCUGUCUCUGCAGUUGUUUCUCGCCGGCUUUAUGCAAAUACAUCAGCCAAAUGCCAACUAUUGGGUCUCUGUGGUCUUUGUGGUAGGGACCUAGAAAGGAAAUGUUUCUCCAGGUUUCUGAAUCUAGCCAGUCAACCCACGGAAUGUAGUAAUGUCAGUGGUUGCUAGGCAGAGUUUCACGGACUAAAAGCUCUUAGCUCCAAGCUGGGUACCAGAGGUAGGCUCCUCAGCUUAGAUAUCACAGGCAAAUAAGACGGAAUAACCUAAACAGACAAAUUAGGGAAUUGUAGUGUCCUCUCUUGACCAGUAAGAGAACUAGUGAACUAUUGGGAAUGAGCCAAUCGGGCAAUGAGGAAGUAAUCGCGGGGCAUAUGUUUUUUUGGAAGAUUGUUGGUCAAAGGAGGUAGGAGUAAGAACCAUCCCAGUUUUCAUCCUUCUGCCUUUGAGAUCAGUACUCCCAAGCUCGAGAUCGGCACCUCUUCCAGGCUCUGUCAAUCUUAACCCUGCCCCUUUCUUUGCAUCCGUAUCCCCGCCCCCAAGUCAGCUUCUACCCAAUCUGGAAUCUCAGGUCUGCUCCUGGUCUCCUGACCGAAGCCAUUUCUCUGCUCCACGGAGCAACUCUGCACCACCCCUUCCCACUGACGCCGCCAAUCGCUCGCCCUGGUCCCGCCCCUUUACGUCCCGCCUCUCUCGCCCCGCCAUUCUGCGCCUUUUGUCCCGCCCCUUGCCCGCCGAAUCCGCCAAUCCCUGUCUUCGGGAAGCGUGGCCUGGUAUCCCGCAGCCUUAGCGGGUCGCGCCGGAGGGGGGUGGAGGCGGAAGCGACGGCGCCGGCCCCGGGAGUAGGAAGGAGCCGGGGCUGCAGACCGAGUGGAGCGGCUGCCAACCGAGGACCAGGAGCGGCCGCGUCGCCAUUUUGCGGCCCUAAGCGGCCGCGACCGAGUCAUGGCUGAGACCUACGACUUCCUCUUCAAAUUCCUGGUGAUUGGCAGUGCGGGUACUGGCAAGUCAUGUCUCCUUCAUCAGUUCAUUGAGAAUAAGUGUGAGUUCCUGGGGGUGGUCCUGGAACACUAAACUGCGGGCAUGGGCACGGUGUGGGCAAAGUAGGCAGCUGUUGGGGUGGGUAGGUGGCAGGACUGGCCAUAGGUGCAAUGCCAGUGCUGGCUACCUGGUCCUCACCUUGGUGUAUGUGCUUUGCUAGGCCCUCCUUGAGCCUCAGUCACCCCAGCAAUGAGAGAGGAUGGGUUCAUAGGGGCUGGGGAGGUCUUGGAGGGCAGGGAAUCCUCUGAGCCCCUGCACUGUCUCUUUUCUCCCUCCCACUCCCAGUCAAACAGGACUCCAACCACACAAUCGGCGUGGAGUUUGGAUCUCGGGUGGUCAACGUGGGUGGGAAGACUGUGAAGCUACAGAUUUGGGACACAGCCGGCCAGGAGCGGUUUCGGUCGGUGACGCGGAGUUAUUACCGAGGGGCGGCCGGAGCCCUGCUGGUGUACGACAUCACCAGCCGGGAGACUUACAACUCGCUGGCUGCCUGGCUGACGGACGCCCGCACGCUGGCCAGUCCCAACAUCGUGGUCAUUCUCUGUGGCAACAAGAAGGACCUGGACCCGGAGCGAGAGGUCACGUUCCUAGAGGCCUCCCGCUUUGCCCAGGAGAACGAGCUGAUGUUCCUGGAAACUAGUGCUCUCACGGGUGAGAACGUGGAGGAGGCGUUCCUGAAGUGUGCCCGCACCAUUCUGAACAAGAUCGACUCAGGUGAGCUUGACCCCGAGCGGAUGGGCUCUGGCAUCCAGUACGGUGACGCCUCCCUUCGCCAGCUGCGGCAGCCUCGGAGUGCCCAGGCUGUGGCCCCUCAGCCCUGUGGCUGCUGAGUCCUGUGGAGCCAGCUCACCUGUUCUCCAGGACCAGCGCUGUCCUUCCGGCUGGGGCCCAGACCAGGCCCUGGGAGGCCGAGCCCCUUACCUGCCCUGGCCCCGGAGAAGCUGCCCUGCCACCUGCCCCCUUCCCUGGCCUGGUGGGGCCUGGCUGAGGGGCAGGACUGAGCCACGAGGGGGAGGGGGAAUCCAUACCUGCUGCUGCUUCCUCUGUCUUGGCUGCCCCUGUCCCCCCAAACCACCCCUAACCAUACUCGAAGCCUUCCCAAAGCCUGAGACCAGGGCCAUUUGGCCUCAGCUUCCCUGGCCCUUGCCAUUGCGAGUACGUGUUAUUUAUUACCUGGAGGCCUGUCCCGUCCCCACCCCCAACCCCCAUAAAGCAUUGUUUACACCUGUAUCAUGGCCUCUAUCAUUUUGGGGUGGUGGGGAGGAAGGGGAGGCAGAAGAGGUCCCUGAUGGUGUCUGGGGACCAUGUCUUGGUGUUAGACAUGGUGGGGGAUGGAGUCCACCAUGACUCCAUGGCACUCGGGUGUCUGUCAUGGAGGGAGUUUGCCCAGAUGUGUGACACUGACGCCCCUCUGUGAUGGGUGCGAUGGGUUCUGUAGGAAUGUAUGCUGCUUGCGUGUGUGACAUUGUUGCUUGUGAAUACUCUGUGUCCUUGGUGAUUGUGUCCACCAGGCUGGUGUUGGUUGGGACCCGGAGGUCAGCGAAUGAGAACUCAGGCCUGUGGGUGGGCCCUGGGUCUGGGCUGGGUGUGAUGGCUCUGCAUGUCUGAUGCCUGAAAGUCUGAGGCAGUCUAUUUGGUGUGACUGUUGGUGUGCCCCUGAGGUCUUUGUGUGUUUUGGUGUGAAUUUGGCUCCUUUGAUACACCUGUGUGUGGCCAUGAGCCCUUUGCGUUCCUGGAGACUGUGUGCGCUUUGGGAUAACCCUGCCCCCUGUUGAUAUUUGAGCUCAGUGUGUUACCUUUUAUGUCCAGGUGAACUGCUGACACCCGCACGUGCUCUGCCAGGGACAGGUGCAGCCUGCUGAGGACACUCCCAACUGCUCUCCCAUCCCCAGGUUGGCCUUAACCACCCUCACUGGAGGCCUGGUCGUCCAGAACGUUCAAAAGACUCGAGGCUGUCAUGCAAAUGUCUUCUCUGAGCAGCUUUCCUAGACUGUUUGAUUCUGACUCCACUCAGUUGUCCCGAUGGGGCAGGGCAGAGGGGUCAGGAUACACUUGCAUAUCCCUUCUAGUCUUCUCUCCCUUUUCUCAAGGACGUCUGCUCUUUUCUUCGCCGUUAUAAAAAGUCCUUAGGUAAAUUACUGUCGUGCAAAUUGACAUACAUUUCCCAACUAAUUGCGUAGACAUUUCUCCAUAUCUCAUUCCUAUUCUUGGGCCGUGAGAAGGCGGAGCUGUCCAUGUAAAUAAUGUCAAUCAUUUACAUGCCGCUCCCGGACCUCCGCUACUCAGCGCUCGCGGCUCUGAGGGGGUGGGCCUGUUUAUGUAAAUAGUCUCAUUUACAUACCCCUCCCACUCGCUUGGCCGACCCCAACGGUUCUAGCCCUGCCUAACAGCGUUCUUCUUCUCGCGCAAAAGGGGCGGAGCGGAGAGUGCAAAUAAGCCCUGCGUCGGAGAUGGACCCGUUUCCCCUUUCUCGAGGGAGGCGGGUGUUCUAAACUUCCUCGCCCCGCCCUGCGAGGCUCGCGCCUGCGCAAGCCCCGUCUCCUCCGCUCAGACGCGGUCACGUGCUCACCGGGCGAGGCGGGGGCGGAGCGUCGCGGGUGGUGGGGGCGGGGUAUGGCGCGCUGUGCGGCGCAGGGCGGCUGGCACAAACGGCGGCGCCGGGGCCGGAGGAAAAAGCUGGCCAUCGUGACAGUUCUCUUCCCAAGCCCCUAGGGACAUCAGAGGAUUUGGGGACCAGCGAGCACCCCCAGGGCACGAGAAAAGUUUCUGUCACCUGCCCUGCCUCAUCCUGCCCCACGCCAGGCCCAGCUGCCCUGGCCCCCGGCUGCAUCAAGUGGAGGAGGAGGAGGUGGAGGAGGGUGGCACCAUGGGCCUGGGCCGUGCCCUCCAUGCCCGGGGGAUGAAGACACUGCUGCCAUGGACAGCCCGUGCCAGCCGCAGCCCCUGAGUCAGGCUCUCCCUCAGUUGCCUGGUUCCGUGUCAGAACCGUUGGAGCCUAACCGGGCCAGGAUGGGGGUGGAGAGUUACCUGCCCUGUCCCCUGCUGUCCUCCUACCACUGUCCAGGAGCGCCUGGUGAGGCCUCGGCGGGAAGUGGGACCCCCAGAGCCACAGCUACUUCCACCACAGCCAGCCCCCUGCGGGAGGGCUUCGGUGGGCAGGAUGGCGGCGAGCUGCGGCCGCUGCAGAGUGAGGGUGCUGCGGCACUGGUCACCAAGGGGUGCCAGCGGCUGGCAGCCCAGGGCGCCCGGCCUGAGGCCCCCAAACGGAAAUGGGCAGAGGGUGGUGGGGAUGCCCCCGCACCCAGCAAACGGCCCUGGGCCAGGCAGGAGAACCAGGAGGCUGAGGCCGAGGGGGAGGGCUGCAGCAGUGGCAGUGGUGAGCCCAGUGCUGGGCUGAGGGAGGAGGUGCUGCCCGCUGCACCGGAGCGCCUGGCCCUGGACUAUAUUGUGCCCUGCAUGCGGUACUAUGGCAUCUGCGUCAAGGACAGUUUCCUGGGGGCGGCACUAGGUGGCCGUGUGCUGGCCGAGGUGGAGGCCCUGAAGCGGGGCGGGCGCCUGCGUGACGGGCAGCUAGUGAGCCAGCGGGCUAUCCCGCCACGCAGCAUCCGUGGGGACCAGAUUGCCUGGGUGGAAGGCCAUGAGCCCGGCUGCCGAAGCAUUGGUGCCUUAUGGCCCACGUGGAUGCUGUAAUCCGCCACUGUGCUGGGAGGCUGGGCAGCUACGUCAUCAACGGGCGCACCAAGGUGAGGCUUGGUGGGGGGGCGGGGAGGGGGGCGGCCACCCUGCACUUGUUGGAGGUCUGGUGCUCUGAGCACCAGUCGUCUUGGAGACAGGCUUGUGGAGUCACACGGGGGUUUAGGCAGCUCUAGUGUGGGGGCUGUCUGAGUUCACUUUGGACCCUCGCUUCCUGUGGGCCUUAGUUUGUGCGCCUGUAAACCAUGGGUUUGACCUGUAGUCAUAGCGGUUCUUGACCUUGCCAGGUAUCCUCUUGAAGAAUCUGAGGAGAGGUGCUGACAUUCAGAGCCCCACACCUGUGCUUGGGCCAUGGUGGGAUUCAAGCCCCCUGCUCUCUGUUCAUCGCUCCUAGACCAAGAAUGGUCAGUGUAGACAGGCCCAGGUUUCUGCCUCUGUUUGUCUGCAUGUGUCUGUCUGUCUCUGUCUUUAGUUUUCCUUGUUCUCUUAUUUUUUUAUCCGUUCCUGUCUGUCUAAUCUGUCCUGUCCACUGUCUAUCUCUGGUCGGUCCAUUUUGGCUCCUGGGUAGGAGAACCAGUAGGGGAAGUGGGGGAGGGUGGCAGUGGUGAGGCCCAUGCCAGGCUGAGGGAGGAGGCACUGCCCCCUGUACCUGGGGCUGGGCUGCAUUGUGCACUGUAUGCCGGACACUAUGCAUUUGCAUUAGGGGCGACUUCCUUGGGCUCGGGGGCGGCUGUGUCCCCAUCUUUCCCAUCCCUCCUCGACCUAGUCCCUGUCCUCCAUUCUCUCCGUUUUGCUGUCUGUCCAUCACUUCAUCUAUGUCUGGCUCUGGUCUGUCUUCUUGAUCCUCUGCCUUUGUGUCUCUUGGCCCUUUUUUCCUGUUUAAGAGUAGUAGUUAAUCUUUUUUUGGAACCUGGGCCUUUUUGAGAAUCUGCCAAAGCCACAGACCCUGUCUUAAGAAAAAUGCUUAUUUGAUUGGAGUGUAUGGGCGGUGAUCUGGGCUUCCGGCUGCCCGUUCAGGAACCUGGAGUCAGGAGCCCUGCACAUGACAGUGGUCCACAGAGCCUUUUUGGUUUGCUGACAAAUUAAUUCUCUCCGUGGAGGGGGUGUGAGGACCCUGGCCUUGAGUCCAAGCUUUGGUGGUGUAUGGAGAAGGCCCUGUAGGGAGUGCCCACUGCACAACACCAGUGAUGCCUGGCUGAUGGCACAAACGGUGUUCUGCCCUGCAGGCAUGAGGCUGUGUUCCUGAUGUCCCCUCUCUCCUUCCUCAGAUCCCAUCUCUGUUUCUGCCUCUGUGUGUUUCCCUCCCAGCUCAGGGACCAGGGCUCCCCCCGGGGCCCGAGGCCAGUAUCCUCCCCACCCCAGCUGGAACUUGUCCUGUUUCCCCUCUCUGUCCUGUUACAUGAUAGCUGGAGAGCCAGAGGCAGCCCCUCCCAGGGCAGGAGAGAUGGGUGGGAAUCUCCCUGUGCCAGGGUAUGCAGCACCUUCUCCCCAGGGGCGCUUACCAUUGCUGGGGAGAGGUUGUGGGGAGACCGCAAGAGCUGAGUGGCCAGGGGCAGGAUACUUCUCUGAGCCUCAUUUUGCUCAUCUAUAGGAUUAGAAAACCAGAUUGUCCCCAGGUAGUCCGUCUGUGGCCCUUAUAGGAGGGGAGAGGAGAGGGUGCUGAUGUCUUUGCAUUGGUGCCUUGGAUGUGACUGGGAACGGGGCCCCGAGGAGGUGGAGGCGGUGGGGGUUGAGACUUUUUUAGCCCUGGGAGGUAAGAACAAGCCCGGCUGGACUGAGAAAGGGAGGGGAGGAGCCAACCCAAUCACUGAAGUUCCUCUCUGACCCACCCCUGCCCCAAUGAGACAGCAACUUCAGGCUUCCCCACCUUCAAAGGGCAACAUCUGCGCUCCCUCCCCAGGCUCUGGAGUUAAGGCAGUGUGGGGUGCUGAGCUGGGUGGCCGUAGUCGGGGCUCAGAUAACCAGUGUGACUGGUCAGUGACAACCUGCCUCUCGGGCCUUUCCUGAGUUGAGCUCCAGUGUUCUGCCUUCUUUUCUUCUCCCUAGUUCCUCUGCUCAGUUGACUUGUGGGUGGGAGGGAAUUGAACUCCCACUGGCACCAAGGACUGCCAUAGGGGACCCAGGAGGCCCCUUUUAAGAGCAGUUGGAGGCGGAGCCUGCUGUUGUUGGCUCAGUAGUCCUGGGGUUCUGACUUGGAGGUGUGUGUGUCGUGCAUGUGCUUCGUGGGGCUUUUGGCACCUUGAUCCCAGCUGCCCCUUCCCUGAGAUGGGAGGGUAAGGACCAGGGCAGGAGGUAGAUGUUUCUCUGGGGCUGGCCCCCACCCCCCCUUGCCACAGGUAAGUGUUUGUGGGGGGGAGAAUGGGGCCUUAAAGGGCCUGUUUCUGAACCUAGCCUACCUCUGCGUGCACGCACCCCCUCCCAUCCAUGACCCAGAAGAGCGCUUCCAGUCAGCAGCUACCUUCCUGGUACUAGAGAGACAGGCCUGGCCCUAGGGGUUAGUACCAGGUAAACAAGUACCUGUGCUAAUUUUACAUUGAGAGGGAUGAAACGGAGAACCAGCCCAGGUGCCAUCAGCUAGAGUACUGAAGGUAGCCUUGUUCUGACACCCGAAUAACAAAGAGGGACCUGUGGAAGUGUGUUCCAGGCAGGCGCAGAGGCCUUGGGGAUGAGCUUGACCUGGUCAGGAAGUCAGGAGGCCUUGGAGUCCUGGCCAGGAAUUUGUAUCUUCCUGGGGUGCAGUGAGGAACUUGAGGGGAUCUGAGCAGUGGUGGAGUGGUGAGCUGGAGUCUUUGGCUGCUGUGUGGGGAUGGGUUGUGGGGGAAGAAAUUGCAGUACUGGACCCCUUUGCCCACCCCAUCCUGGAGCAAACCCAGCACAAUCUCUGCUUGGAGUGUAACUGGGGAGGGCUUGCCCAUCCCUCAUCAGUGACUCACUGAUUCCCGCCACAGCUGUGUUCUUUUCUCCCAUUGAAGUGGUUGCUCAGAGCGCUGACCCAUCUGCAGGGAGUGAGCAGCGCAGAGGUGGUGUCUUUGGAAUCCGGGACCUGUGGGGGCCAACGUCUUGCCCUGGUGCUGAAAGAGAGGUGUGGCUCCUCCUGGUUGGCCAGACCAUAUAGCAGCCUCCUGGCCUCUCGCCCAAGGCAGGUGCUGUGGUGGACCAGCUGCCACGUGUUUAGUACAGAGCAGUGGAGCAUCCAUGCUGGGCUGAGCCCCAGGGAGUAGUAAGUUGGGAGGAGGCUGAGGGCUUGAGUCCACCUGGCCUGCCAUGGAAUGCCUGGCAAUCCUCGUGUGUUGGCAGCAGAUGCACCAAGCACCGGGAGUGUUUACCUCAGGUGUAGCUGAGCACUCGAGGGGGGCAGGAGCCAGCAGAGUCUGGCCUGGCAUUGGUGUGGGUCGAGGGGUUGAUGCGCUUUGCCUUGUCCAGCCCUCCCAGUGGCUGUGGGCAGAGGGUAGGACAGGGACCUUUCUCAACAUCAUUUCACCCUGUGCUUUGACUUUCUGUCAUGUGUCAGGCACCAUGUUGGGUCCUUUCCCAGUCAUUUAUGUCUUAUUCAGCCACCUGCGAAGUAGUUGUUAAUUCCAUUUCUCGGAUGAAGAAGCUGAGGCAGAGAAGUCAUGUCACCUCCCCAGUAUCAGCUCAUUUGGCAGCACAGACUUGAAGCCAGGAGUUAGGUCGCAGGAGCGCCUGGGCCCUUUCCCUCACACCACAUCCACCAUUUUGUCAGCUUCCUGAUGAGAAACAGGUCCAGAGUGGCUAGGCGUGGGCCUGUGCACACACAGUGCUGGCUGGGGCCAAGAGAGGGGGGGUGAUAGCCCCGUGACUAGAGCUGUACACACAUAAGCCAGCAUCUGAAAGGAAUCCUCACUGUUCGAUCUGGGGGUCAGGAACCUCCAGAGUUCUUGGGUUCAUGCUACUGCUGUAAAUAGAAGGUGUUUAUUAGUCCCAUUUUGCAGAUGAGGCAGUUGAGGCCCAUUCGGGUGUUGAGAAGGCAGCUAGGCAGGUUAUCCUUGAAGUUGGGAUUAGAUCUGAGGUUCUAGUCACAUUCUGGGUUUGCUACCUGUUCGCAUGUGCUGGAGACAGAUGAUUUAUUUAGCAGGUAUUUGUAGCUAGGGACAGUGGUUCUCAGCAUUGCUGCACACUAGAAUUACUUGGGAGGAGUUCCCAUUGUGGCUCAGCAGUAACAAAACCCAGCUAGUAUCCAUGAGGACGCGGGUUCAAUCCUUGGCCUUCUCAAUGGGUUAAAGAUCCUGUGUUAGGUUGUAGACACAGCUUGGAUCCCAUGUGGCCGGGUUGUAGCGGGCAACUACAGCUCUGAUUCAUCCCCUAGCCUGGGAACUGCCAUACCCGUGGCCCUAAAAAGCAAAAAAAAAUUACGUGGGGAACCUUAAAAGUUCUAGGCUGUACCUAAGAGCAAGUACAUCAGAAUCUCUGGGGUAGGCGUGGGCAUCAUUGUCCCGGGAGAUUCCAACUCUGCAGCUCAGGGAGAGAUCUGGUGUGGGGCUGUGAGGGCACAGCUUUGCACACCAGAAAAUACUUAAAUUGGUUUUAUUCCUCUGAGGUAUCUAAGAUGGGGUUGGACUAUAUUUAAGAAAGAAAACCUUCAGGGAGUUCCCAUUGCGGCACAGCAGAAACGAAUCUCACUGGUAUCCUUGAGGAUAUGGGUUCAAUCCCUGGCCUCUGGGUUGGGGGUCUAGUGUUUCUGUGAGUGGUGGUGUAGGUCGCAGACACAGCUUGGAUCCUGAGCGUAGACUGCCAGCUACAGCUCUGAUUCGACCCCUUGCCUGGGAACUUUCGUAUGUUGCCACAGGUGCGGCCCAAAAAAGGAAAAGAAACCAAAUCUUCCGUUACUCAUUGAGCCGCAUCUCAUUGCCAGGUUCUGGGCAUGUGUGUGGGGAGUAGGCUUUUUGAGGCCUAGGAGCUGGGGUUUCUGGUGCAUGGGGCUUGGCUGAAAAAGAAGUCUGGGUGCUGAAACCCUGGGAGCUGCCCAGGACACUUGUGUCAGAGAGAUGAGGGACAGGGAGGGGUGCAAAAGAGGAGGUAAUCGCUGCUUCCCCCAAAGUCCCUGCCUACCAGCCUCAGUAAACCCACCUCCAUGUCUCUGCCAGGCCAUGGUGGCAUGUUACCCAGGCAACGGGCUGGGGUACGUGAGACACGUUGACAAUCCCCACGGCGAUGGGCGCUGCAUCACCUGUAUCUAUUACCUGAAUCAGAACUGGGACGUCAAGGUGCAUGGCGGCCUGCUGCAGAUAUUCCCAGAGGGCCGGCCUGUGGUAGCCAACAUCGAGCCACUCUUUGACCGGCUGCUCAUUUUCUGGUCUGAUCGGCGGAACCCCCAUGAGGUGAAACCAGCCUAUGCCACCAGGUAUGCCAUCACUGUCUGGUAUUUUGACGCCAAGGAGAGAGCAGCAGCCAAAGACAAGUAUCAGCUAGCAGCAGGACAGAAAGGUGUCCAAGUACCUGUAUCGCAGCCAACUACGCCCACCUAGUGGCCAGCCCCAGAGCUGCAUGGACAGCCGGCUUGCCCUGACUUCAGAGAGCCCUGGGCCCUGGUGCUGCCAGGCCAGCAGCCCACCAGUCUCAGUGCCUGCUCCUUCCCCGCCACCGCCUCUGCUUCUGACUUUGCCUCUGUCCUGCCUGGUGUGGAGGGCUCCGUCCAACGCUGAGGACCAAGGAGGAGGAGAGACCUCUCCUGCCCUGGGAUGGGGACUGGGGUUGUGACCCGGGCAGAGGCCAGUGCUGGGGGCUGCCGUUACUGGAGCUGGGCCCCUGUGUCCUGCCCUGUUUGGUCAUUCCCCCUCUCAGGUUUGGAGAGCUGGAAGGAGGCACUGCCACCUCCCACCAGGAUGCAGGAUUUGAGGUUGGGGUGAGUCAUGGCCUCUUGCUGGCAAAGGUUUAUGGGGGGAGUAUCCCCAAGCCCCCUACUCCUCCAGCCUGGAAUGUGAAGUGACUCCCCAACCCCUUUGGCCAUGGCACCUUUUGGACUAGGCUGCCACUGCUUGGGCAGGAUGAAAGGUGCUGGGAGGAGCAUGGGCGUGAAAGUUGUCAGCCAAGAAAUAAAAGUUUACCUCAGCUGCA
Molecule: messenger RNA, 11909 nt
Organism: Sus scrofa (pig)
Lineage: Eukaryota; Metazoa; Chordata; Mammalia; Artiodactyla; Suidae
Source: RefSeq, a predicted model, not a curated record